GGUUAGAAGAAUGAUCCCGAAAAUGAGCUUUAAAGAAGUCAAAAGCUUCCUACAAAACAGAGCUAAAAAGCAGGAUAAUAUGUUUGAAGAUCCUAAUGCUAGAUACACGCUGGAACAGCAAGUGUUUAAAAAUGGACAUAAGAAUAAGAGCGAGAUUCGAUGUCCUGAAAUAGUAACCAGUCGAAAAUAGUGGAAGAAAGCAUACACCUAAUUUUCAAUCCCCUCUGAGUAAUAGAGUCUUAAGACCUCAUAAGAGUCAACUGAAGAUGGAUUAUGAUCCUUCAAUCGAGAUGCGUAAUAGGGGCCAUCCUUGCAUUUCUCAGGAUCUUAAUCUAGACCAUGAUGAGCCUAGAAGGCCAGUUGUUCGAAAAUAAGCUUGAUGAUUACUUUAAGCUGAAAAAUACAUUUGUAAAAUAACCAACCCAUCAAAAGAACUCCGCAAAACAAGGAAUACCAGGAACUGGUCAAGAAAAAGCAGCAUGAUGAAGCCUUAGGAAUUAAUAAAUACAAAGCUGAGAAUAAAACGUAUAGUAAACUCCAAUUAGGAAGCGGCCAAUAUGGCCUUAUUGAUAAACAGGGCAGAUAUCGUAACAAAUUAAAACACAGAAUUAGUCCAAGAAGAGCUAAAUUCAGGAAGAAGUUGAACAACAUGAUCAUGAAUAUGUACUAAAAUUAA
Moneuplotes crassus is the source of this 676-nucleotide messenger RNA. NCBI's taxonomy places the organism in Eukaryota, Ciliophora, Spirotrichea, Euplotida, Euplotidae. The record is from the annotation of a GenBank genome assembly.